CCUAUGGGGUGAGCCGUACAAAAGAGGAUUUUUUUGUGACGACGAAUCACUAAAACAUCCAUACCAUGAUUCUACUGUAACCAAUGUCAUGCUCUACCUGGUCGGACUAUUGUUUCCAGUAUCAAUGAUGGUGUGCGUAGAAAUAUUCAGGGCGCGAGGAUGCUCGAGAUCAUCGCGGACUGGACGGAUACUCGGCCACCAAUUGCCCGCUUGGCUGUGGAGCAGUUAUUGCGCCAUUGGAACUUUUGCCUUCGGAGUCGCCUGCUCCCAAUUGACGACAGAUAUCGCUAAAUACAGCAUCGGGAGGCUGAGACCACACUUUUUCGAUGUAUGCCGGCCAGACGUCGAUUGUACGCAACCUUCAAAUUUCAACCGAUAUAUAGAGAAUUUCGAAUGUCUGGCAACUAACAAGAGACUGAUAAAGGAAAUGCGUUUGUCAUUUCCUUCUGGACAUUCGUCGUUUUCGGCCUACACGAUGCUCUAUUGCGUGAUGUAUCUUCAAGCUCGCAUGUCUCGGCGCGGCGCUUAUCUCGUCCGAAAUUUCUUGCAAUUUUUACUCCUGAUGAUGUUCUGGUACACUGCUUUGUCCAGGAUUUCGGACUACAAGCACCAUUGGAGUGACGUACUAGCUGGAUCACUGCUAGGCAUGACUGUCGCUAUCGUUACGCGAUUAUGGAUAUUUAAUAUUACUAACAAUGGAUUACUUGAUACAGAAUUGUAUGGGUCUUGUACUCCUAAUGAAAAGUCUCCACUGAUUCCAUAAUAGGGUGCGGUGGACAGCCGUGGGCCACAGGUUGUAGUGGGUCAUCCGAAUAACCUUAAGACUAGAGACAUGUACUAUGUCGAACUGCACACAUAAUCAUCAUAUUUCGAUACUUACUCAAUUUUGAAAAGCAUUUGGAGGUUAUAAACCUACUAUCGCG
This is a messenger RNA of Ctenocephalides felis (cat flea), 923 nucleotides long. RefSeq names its product putative phosphatidate phosphatase. Lineage: Eukaryota; Metazoa; Arthropoda; Insecta; Siphonaptera; Pulicidae. The record is from RefSeq and is a predicted model, not a curated record. Gene Ontology annotation, molecular function: phosphatidate phosphatase activity. Bases 89 to 763 code for a protein of 224 amino acids. The transcript is spliced from 6 exons. Gene Ontology annotation, biological process: phospholipid metabolic process; phospholipid dephosphorylation; signal transduction.